AUGUCGGAAAUAACGCAGCCUUCCACCGGGCAACCGAAUCUCGUCUUGUCACCGGAGGAGAAGAAGGUGUUUGGCCAAUUAUUCCAAGCUGCCGAUACACAGAACCUAGGUGUAAUUACCGGAGAACUUGCCGUUAAGUUCUUCGAGAAAUCUGGUCUCAAACCGCAGAUCCUGGGCGAGAUUUGGGGUAUUGCAGAUACCGAAAACCGCGGACUUCUCACAAAAGUCGGAUUCAGCGUCGCCUUACGGCUCAUCGGUCAGGCGCAGAGUGGACAAGCUCCGCGCCCAGAACUUGCGCAAUUUCCCGGGCCCCUACCGACCUUUAAAGGGGUCAAUGCCAAUUGGGCAGCUCCAGGAAGCCCACAGGCGUCUUCCCAAGCCCAAGUUCAGCAACCACCAACAAGUCCUAUUCAGCAACAGUUAUCAGGAAGUGGCAUUGCCGUUCCUCGGCUAUCCCCUGAAGAUGUUACCAGAUUUAUUGAAUUAUUCGAGAAGUCUGGCGCCGUCGACGGACUUUUACCAGGUGAAUCGGCACGCCAAAUCUUCCAGCGAGCGAAGCUCGCAAACACUACUUUAGGCUUGAUAUGGGGCCUUGCAGAUAGACAACAGCGCGGUGCUCUCGGGUCCAACGAAUUCGUCGUAGCCAUGCAUUUGAUUCAAUGCACUAUGAACGGAUCUCUCCCUGUACUUCCAACUUCCCUACCCCAAGCCCUUUUCGAUGCUGCCAGCCGGAGCCCACGUCCCCCAACCGGGGACGGACGCCAGCGCCCAUCUCCAGGCCCGGGACCAAGAGUGGUACCUCCCAGUAUCCCAACCGUUCCAUCAAUUCCCCGCCAAUUUGGUGCCACUAGAGCACAGAGCCCGCUUCGACAGCAGUACACACCACCUCCGAUGCCUCCACCUUCUACUGCUCCACCUGGGCCAGUAGAUAUACCAUGGGCAAUUACUGCCGUUGAGAAACAAAAGUUUGACAAUCAUUUCACGGAUGUGGACACCGGGAACAAAGGGUUUAUCACGGGUGAGGAGGCGGUGCCGUUCUUUUCUGGAUCGAAGCUUCCCGAGGAUGCACUGGCCCAAAUCUGGGACCUCGCCGAUAUCGAAAAGAAUGGUAGCCUUACUCGCGACGAAUUUGCGAUAGCGAUGUACCUGAUUCGACAGGAACGAACUCGAGGCACAAAUGGCAAAGGGCUUCCAGACGCUCUGCCUUUGAAUCUCAUCCCUCCCCAUUUACGUCCUUCGCUAUCAUUUAAUGCUCAAGCAUCUCCUAAGCCUCCAGUACCGUCGCCCUUCGAUCCUCCAGCAGCUGAACCACCAAAGUCAAACCUUGAUGAACUCUUCGGUUUGGACGAUUCAUUCACAACGGCAUCCUCAGCCCAGGCUAGUUCGUCUGGUGCUGCACCACUGAAUACCACUCUUGCUGGUAGCAACGAUUAUCCUGCCCCACGUUCUCCUCUUCCCGCACCAGUUCCCACUAGCACACUUAGCUUCCUUGGGGGCACCAAGCCUUUUGUUCCGUCUAGCUCUUUUGGCCAAAACAUGAUUUCGCCUUCGGCUACUGGAGGUACUACCUCCAGCAAGGACACGCCAUCCCAUCUUGAUGACUUGCUAGAUCCAGAAGUUAACAAGAAGCUAACAUCUGAAUCUACGGAACUUGCCAAUUUGUCGAACCAAAUUGGGUCUCUCACCAAGCAGACCCAAGAUCUGAAAAUGAAACGUUUGUCUGCGGAUCAGAACCUUGCCAAUGUUGCCAACGAGAAGCAUAACAUCGAGUUGAAACUUGCACAAUUGCGACAAUCGUAUGAGCACGAAGAAAGGGAGCUGAAGCGUGUCGAAGAAAUCUUGGCUACGUCAAGAGCUGAAACGACCCGCCUUCGAAAUGACUCUGUCAUGCUGGAGGCCACACUUACUGACCUCCGAAAUCAGAAAGCACAAUCUCAAGCCGCGUAUGAUGCCGAUGUCAAGGAAAACCAAUCUCUCAAAGAGAAAAUGAGAAAUACCAACCAAGAAACGGCAGAACUAAAGAGACAGCUAGAGAAGUUGAAACAUGAUGCAAGACAACAAAAAGGCUUGGUGGCUAUCAACAAGAAGCAGUUAGCUACUUCAGAAGCUGAACGAGAACGAGUGAAAGGUGAAAUAGAGAAGGAGAAGGCUGAUCUUGCUACCAGCCUUAGUCGUACAACGAGCCCUCAGCCUCCUGCUAGCCCCACUCUCAGUCAAACCAGCACUAUGUCUACAAACCCGUUCAAUGCAAACCCGUUCCAUAGGAAGAGCCCAACGGCCCCUGUACAAGAAAGUGCAAGUGUGGAAAGCCGUUUCCAUGAUCGUGGUUUCUUUGAGUCGGCUAUUCAAUCAAGCUUUGCAUCGCCAGCGUCAAACCCUGGCCAGAAUGCUUUUGACAACGUCUUUGGAUCCUUCAGCGCGCCUUCUGGCACAGGGCCACCACCACCAACCUCAUUUUCUCGACAGAACACCGGCAGCAAAGACCCCGCUCGUAGUAUUACGUUCUCUGCUCUAUCAGCUACCGAAAGUGCUUUUGGUGGAUCCACGCCUCCGACUUCUCCUCCUACCUCCUCAUACUCAUCCCACACAGCCGAAAUUCCACCAUCAGUUGGCAGCCCGCAUAUAACCUCUGCAUUUUUGCCCUUGACUCUUAACAGAGCCGAUUCUACCACUAGUUCCGUUCAGGUUCAGGCUUCAAGCGAGUCAGCUUUCUCUCGCCCAGAGACCCCGACAACAACUUGGCCGGGAAGCCUGCAACAUGAGCCCAAACCCGAACCCGAAGCGGAUGCCUUCAAGCCCUCACCUUUGUCCCAUUCAGCGAUACUUGAUCAACAAGAACCCAAGAAACUUGAAAGAGCACGAACUGGGUCAACAGCAGGUGGUAGUCCCGUCGCAGCCAGGAUUAGCGAUAAACGUGAUUCUGCUUCCGACUUUGGUAGUGUCAGCCCGAGUGUCGCUCAUAUACCAGGGGCAUUCCCGGGAAUAGAUAUCACCACUCCGAUCAAACCCACUGCCACGGGUGAAAGCUAUAUGAGCAACCGAAGCAGGGUUAGCCAAGCCAAAUCUGAGCCGUUGAACUUUGGGUUUGGAGGACAGGAUAAUAGAGGUUCCCAGGCCGCGAAAGAUGAUUUCGAUGCGGCCUUCGCUGGCUUUAGUCAGGUGAAGCCCGAACGUCCUGCUACGAGCAACCAGGAAUUCCCACCUAUCCGCGAACUCCAAAAUGACGACGAGAGUGACACUGCUAGUGAGACCGGGGGGUUUGAUGACAACUUCACUUCCGCAAGUCCCAAAGUUGUAAAGACUACUGGGGCAUCACAAGCUCCCGAACAACCGCCGUCUGUCCUUCCAGUUCCCGAGUCCAGCAUUGCUGCAUCACUCGUCUCGAACUCCAGCACUCCCCUCCCAGGCCCCAAUGCCCAAACUUCGCCACCGACCUAUACCUCGACGACUGGUGGAGCAAACAACGAUACCUCAGCCUUCCCACCGGAAUUCACUAACCUGUUGCCACCCCGGACCGACCCCAUUAAGACGAAUACCAAUUCCCCCCCGGCUCAGACCGCUGGCACUGCUAAAAUGUUCAUGUCUUCUCCAGCCAUGACCCCGCCAGCGACGACAAGUAACUUGGACAGCGUUUUUGGACCGGCUAUCACCCCUGCUCCUCAACCUACUACAACCGCUCCAACGAGUUCUGAUUAUAGUGCAUUCUCUUCUGUGCAGUCUAAGCCCGCCACUCAACCAGCCACACAAGGAAAAUCUGCAUUUGAUGACGAUACCUUCGAAAGUGACUUCAAGGACCUCGGUGAAGCGCGCGAGGCUAAUAGUAAGAGCGAUGAGUAUGACAACUAUACUACUGAUCAUGGCUACGCUGAGUUCAACGACGUAUUUGAUUCUCCUGGUGCAGCAAAGCACGUUCCGACUGCUCCAAUCGGAACAAAGAAUAUCCCCGACGAUGACGAGUUCUCUGCUUUCCAGUUCAAUACUCUCCAAACCACCCAACCGGCUCAAAGUAGCAAUGAUGAUUGGGACGCCCUGUUUGCCAGCCUUGACAAGCCCGGCUCGUCGGGCCAGCCAGCCAACAGUGGUCCUUCAGUGGGACAGGUCAAUGGAGGAGAUGCCCGUGCUGAUGAUGCAUUUAAUGUCACCACCCCACCGGCGGUUACGGCCAAUUUAACAGGUGGAAAGAAGGUCGAUCCGGAUGUGAGAAAGCUACAAAAUAUGGGCUUCUCCGAGGAACAAGCUACUAUGGCGCUGAAGAAGUUUGAUAAUAACUUGUCGGAAGCUACGAACUUUCUCCUUGAUCUUCCAACUUCUCCAGGAUCACGCUAA
This is a messenger RNA of Orbilia oligospora ATCC 24927, 4326 nucleotides long. RefSeq lists its product as uncharacterized. The transcript is spliced from 7 exons. Gene Ontology annotation, biological process: endocytosis; endosomal transport. Gene Ontology annotation, cellular component: plasma membrane; cytoplasm. NCBI's taxonomy places the organism in Eukaryota, Fungi, Ascomycota, Orbiliomycetes, Orbiliales, Orbiliaceae. The record is from RefSeq and is a predicted model, not a curated record. Bases 1 to 4326 code for a protein of 1441 amino acids. Gene Ontology annotation, molecular function: protein binding; calcium ion binding.